This is a messenger RNA of Symbiodinium sp. CCMP2456, 1026 nucleotides long. NCBI's taxonomy places the organism in Eukaryota, Dinophyceae, Suessiales, Symbiodiniaceae. The record is from the annotation of a GenBank genome assembly.
AUGGCGCUCUGCGUUGCAGAACUGAUGCCACCGCUCCGCGACGCAUGCGGCCACCAGCAGCAGCGCCCGGCUCAUACUCAACUGCCCUGCUGGCAGAGGCUCUGCUUGCCGCUUUGCUGCCUCACUGCCCUGCCGGCUUUGCCAAAUUCUCGUCAGGCCACGCAGCUUGCUGAGCUCUCGGCUGCCUUGUCCGUGCUGCAGCUCUCGCAGAUGCGACCCCAAAAGGCCGCUGCUGCAGUGCCCGUUCCUUCAGCUCAGGAUAGCUCAGCGGGUACGAGAGAGUCCGUGUCCAAGUAUGCAAAGGAGGACUUGGAGUUCUGCUGCAGGCACAGCGUGUCGGAACCAUCCGCGUUGAAAGCUAAUUUGGACCGCGCUCUGGGUCUUGAGCCCGUCAAGGAGUUCAUCGUGCAACGUCUGCGCGACGGAGCCGGCCGGCAUGUCCUCAAAGAAGGUAAGCAGCCACGACGACACGUCCUGACCAGUGGCGGCUUUGGGGUGGGGAAGCACGUCGCAGCCGAAUUGAUUUGCCGACUCUUCGAACUCCUGAACCAUCAACUUACUGCAUCGGUUCGUGUUGGAUCCAGGGUUCGCCUGGCAGCCUGGCAAGGCUCUGAAAAUCGAGGCAAUGACAAAAAUGACAAGCUGGUGGCAGAGGCGGAUCUACUUAUCUCCAUUGGCCCCCUCAGCGAUUUGCCCUUGCGCUGCACUUCUGUGGCAGGCCGAUCCUGUUUCUACAUGCGCCUCACUGCCGGCCUGACGGAGGCGGAUGCAUCCAUGCUGGAGCAGGUGCGUGACAUUGGCAGUGUUGUGAUCAUGGGCCAGCCAGAAUCUGCAACAUGCCACCUGCAACUGUCUGCUUUCCGCCGUCGGCAGACAGACCUCCUGGUCUUGCUACCUCUGAGCCCGACAGAUGUGGCCAUGCUGAUUGCGGCAGAAGUCGAGAAGCGCGUCUAUGAAGGCGUUGGAGAGGGUGAUGUCGGCACGAGGCAGCUUAUCACGGUGCUCGAGCACAUCGUGCCGCUUUGA